GGCAAGGCAACCGGUUCUCCGUUCCAAAACCCAACCAAAGCCCUCGCUCUCCCCGCCCCUUUCCUCAUCCCCCGAUUCCCCCGCCAUGGCGCCCGGUGCCCUAGCCCGUCUCCUCGUCGGCCGCGCCGCGCCCACUCCUCUCCUCGCUCGCCCCUUCGCCGCGAAGGCCCGCGCGUCGCGCCGGCCGCAGGAGCCGGACUUCCCGUCGGAGGACGAGGACGACUCCGCCGGCGGCGAGGUAGCCGCGCCCACCGAAGGCAUCAGCAAGCCUCUCGCCGAGGUCCUCAGGGAGCUCGGGAAGAGGGUCCCCGAGUCCCUCGUGAAGACGCGCGUCGACGAUGGCUUCGCCAUCAAGUACAUCCCAUGGCACAUUGUUAACAAAAUUCUUAAUGUGCAUGCUCCAGAAUGGUCUGGUGAGGUUCGCAGCAUUGUUUAUUCAUCUGAUGGAAAAUCUGUAUCUGUUGUUUACCGUGUGACUCUCCAUGGAACUGAUGCGGAGAUCUACAGAGAAGCCACUGGAACAGCUUCUGUUGAUGAUACAGGCUAUGGAGAUCCUGUGCAGAAGGCUGAAGCAAUGGCUUUUCGCCGAGCUUGUGCCCGUCUUGGUCUUGGACUUCAUCUCUAUCAUGAAGAUAUGUCAUAAAUGCUUAAUUUUAAUUAUGUGCGGUGUGAAACUCUGGCAUGUCUCGUGGUGCGCAGACCCCUGUCCUUGGGCUAUCAUUUUGUGCAGGAUGCACUUUUCUUGUGCAUGUUAUGAAUGGGCCAGCAUAUGAAGCCAAGUGUUUUAGUUUGUCGCAUAGUUGGUUAAAUGUAAGCUACUAAUGCAAACUAUUAGUUAUUAUGAACCAUGUUGUUCCAAGACAUAUGGCCCCAUUUCGUAUCAAGAAAUUCCUGGUUCUUGCUGGAAUUAAUUAUUUCCUA
This is a messenger RNA of Oryza brachyantha (malo sina), 921 nucleotides long. Its product is annotated as DNA repair RAD52-like protein 1, mitochondrial. Gene Ontology annotation, biological process: double-strand break repair via homologous recombination. NCBI's taxonomy places the organism in Eukaryota, Viridiplantae, Streptophyta, Magnoliopsida, Poales, Poaceae. Gene Ontology annotation, molecular function: DNA binding. The record is from RefSeq and is a predicted model, not a curated record. Bases 86 to 643 code for a protein of 185 amino acids. The transcript has 4 exons.